AUGAAUAACGAUGACUACCAUUUGCAUUUGGACGAAGAGUUGCUUCUCCGGGAUAGGCGCGGCUCAUUGAGGUCGAAUUUGCCUCGUAGACAAGGUUCGCUCGUUAGGCCUGAAAGAAACAGAUUAAAUAAUCCCAAAGAUCCGCAUUACUACUACGCGAAGAAGACACAAGAGCAUGCGGAUCGGUUGAACGUCCAAACUUCCGCUACUGGGGUAAACCCUCCAUUCUACGGACCUUCGAGAAACUCACUGUUGUCCGAAAACAUGGCCUACAAUAAUAGGUUUAGAGAGAGCAGUAGUUAUCCAAUGCAAGAGAUGCCCAAUGAGGACACAGGCUCAUCUCACUCCGAGGACGCUGCCCCAUCGCAGAAUCCAUUCAACGAUACCCCGCCAAUAAGACAUGCGGCGAAACCUUUAGAACCUAGCAAAGGUGUCUCUGUAUGGCAGAUAUACUGCCGAGUCAUUACAUUCUGGAUACCAGGCCCCGUUUUAACUUUAUUCGGGAUGCCAAAGAAGGAGAGGCAAAUGGCUUGGAGGGAAAAGAUUGCGAUCCUUUCCGUAAUCGUGUAUAUCGGAGCAAUUAUCGCAUAUCUAACCUUCGGGUUUACGAAAACUGUAUGUGGAGCACCGUCACUACGUUUGCAAUCAGAUGACGUUUCGUCGGGAUACGUUUCAGCAAAUGGAAAACUGUACCUUUUCGAUGGUACCGGUACCGAAGGCAGCGACCUAGAAGCCGAUGGUGUGAGCAAAAUACGAGGCCCUUGGACAACUGCUGGAAAAGACGUCUCUUUCCUUUUCCAAAAUGUUAAUGGAAAUUGCCAUAAUGUGAUUGUACCCAGAGAUAACUCCUCGAUACCCCAUGAUGAUAACAACAACCUCGCAUGGUAUUUUCCUUGUAAAGUCAGAGACAUUGAUGGAUCCACUAAACCAAACUUUACGGCUUCUGAGCAUUAUGAUGGGUGGGGCUGCCAUACCUCCGAGAGUGCCAGGAAAAGUUUCUACAGUCUAAAAAGUGAGGCCGACGUCUAUUUCACCUGGGACAGCUUGGCAAAUUCCUCUCGAAACCUAGUGGUAUACAACGACGAUGUCCUAGAUUUGGACUUGUUGAAAUGGCUAGAUAAAGAUCAAUUAGAAUACCCUCCGAUAUUUGACGAUUUAUUGAACUCGCAACUGCAAGGCUAUGAUCUUUCGAUCGUUUUGUCGACUGCAUAUGAGAGGAAAAUUGCAAGGUGCUUAAGCGAAACCAUAAAAGUGGGGGGUAUCGAUUCUAGGACUGUUGGUUGCAUUGCAUCAGAUGUUGUACUUUACGUUUCCCUCGUGUUUAUCCUGUCCGUCGUUGUGGCUAAAUUUGCUGUAGCAUGCUAUUUCAGAUGGGUUGUUUCCAGAAAGCAAGGUGUGGGUUUUCUCGAGAAUGAUCGCAUGAAUGAUUACCUAAAUGCUAUCGAGGACUGGUCUGAGAAUCCAAACGGCCCUGGAACUCUGCACCAAAGUAAUUCAUUAGCCUCCGGGAACACCACUUUUAACGGUGUCGAAGAAAACAAAACAAACAGAAAAGCAAAUGCGACGAGAAGCAAUAACUUCAUUGAUAACUCCGAUUUGUCUGUAGAAUUUAGAAACGCAACCACCAUGUCACUACAAAACGCCCAAAAAAUAGCCGAUAAAGAAUCGCGGGCCAACUUUACCGAGCAUAAAAAUGACUCUUUGUAUCCGUCAAACUCAACUAUAAUGGACGGCCUAACAGAAUCUCGCGAUUCAAUUUAUCAUCCUCCAGAGACUUUAGACCCCACCAUUAUCCAUCACGACAGUGUCCAACAACCUCCUGUUGAAUAUAAACCUUUUGGCUACCCACUGGCCCAUACCAUAUGCUUUGUCACUUGUUAUUCAGAAAACGAACAAAGUUUGAGAGCGACAUUAGAUUCCUUGGCUGUGACCGACUACCCUAACUCCCAUAAACUUCUGAUGGUAGUGUGUGAUGGUCUGAUCAAAGGUUCAGGAAACGACAAAAUUACACCAGAAAUUGCUCUAGAUAUGAUGGAAGACUUUACAACCCCCCCUGAAGAUGUUCUUCCUUACUCUUACGUUGCCGUUGCGUCCGGUUCAAAAAGACACAACAUGGCCAAAAUAUACGCUGGGUUUUACAAGUUUGAUGAUAGUACAGUACCUUCAGAUAAACAGCUCCGUGUUCCUAUAGUCACUAUUGUUAAAUGUGGCACUGCAGAAGAACAGGGAUCUGCGAAACCAGGAAACAGAGGUAAACGUGAUUCUCAGAUAAUAUUGAUGUCUUUUUUGCAGAAGAUUACGUUUGAUGAAAGAAUGUCUGAAUUGGAAUUCCAGCUACUGAAAAAUAUAUGGCAACUGACUGGUUUAAUGGCCGAUUUCUACGAAACUGUUCUAAUGGUUGAUGCUGAUACAAAGGUCUUUCCUGACUCUUUAAAACACAUGGUCGCAGAAAUGGUAAAAGACCCAUCAAUUAUGGGCCUAUGUGGCGAGACAAAAAUCGCAAACAAAAGUCAGUCAUGGGUCACAGCAAUCCAGGUCUUUGAAUAUUUCGUUUCCCAUCAUCAGGCGAAGGCAUUUGAAUCUGUGUUUGGCUCUGUUAGUUGUCUUCCCGGUUGCUUUUCUAUUUAUCGGAUCAAGGCUCCUAAAGGUUCUGACGGUUACUGGGUACCCAUUUUAGCAAAUCCUGACAUUGUUGAGCGUUACUCAGACAACGUUACCGACUCUUUGCACAAGAAAAAUUUGCUACUGCUAGGAGAAGAUAGGUACCUGUCUUACUUGAUGCUGAAAACGUUCCCCAGGAGAAAGCAAAUAUUCUUACCGAAAGCCGCCUGCAAAACAAUCGUACCUGAUACCUUCAAAGUCCUGCUAUCUCAACGUCGUCGUUGGAUUAAUUCCACUGUCCACAAUCUGUUUGAAUUGGUCCUGAUCCGAGAUCUCUGCGGUACCUUCUGUUUUUCUAUGCAAUUUGUCAUCUUCAUCGAACUGAUGGGUACUUUGGUUUUACCUUUGGCAAUUUGCUUCACCAUUUACGUGAUCAUUUUUGCUAUUGUAUCCACACCAACUCCCAUUAUCACACUGGUGUUGUUAGCUGUCAUCCUUGGUCUACCCGGUGUUUUGGUUGUGGUUACGGCAACCAAAUGGUCGUACCUAAUGUGGAUGGCAAUCUAUAUUGCCGCUCUGCCAAUAUGGAAUUUUGUGCUUCCAACAUACGCAUACUGGAAAUUCGAUGACUUUUCUUGGGGCGAAACCAGAACCAUUGCCGGAAGCAACAAAAAGUUAGAAGACGAUGUUGAGGGUGAAUUCGACUAUAGCAGUAUACAGAUGAAGACUUGGCGUGAAUAUGAAAAUAGAGACCGCUUGGAAAACAAUGAGUUUAUGGGGAAUAGCAGAGAUAGCCCGUUGUUUGACUCAUGA
This is a messenger RNA of Huiozyma naganishii CBS 8797, 3414 nucleotides long. It is a transcript of the gene CHS3, whose product is annotated as chitin synthase CHS3. Gene Ontology annotation, molecular function: chitin synthase activity. The coding region runs from base 1 to 3414 and encodes 1137 amino acids. The record is from RefSeq and is a predicted model, not a curated record. Lineage: Eukaryota; Fungi; Ascomycota; Saccharomycetes; Saccharomycetales; Saccharomycetaceae. The transcript has a single exon. Gene Ontology annotation, cellular component: cell septum; cell periphery.